GAUCUUAGUUUGAGAUUGUUUUGUUGAUAUUUCGUUCGAUUGCUGCAGUCCGGUAAAAUUAAAUUUUUCGUUCAGAUUUCAGCUUUUAGCGACAAAAAUGGCUCGUCAACCUGAUUUUGUGGAGUAUGUAAACUCCGUAGUAAACCUAGAUGCCCUAGAGAAAAUGACUGCUGACAUGGAUGAAGAUAUUGAAGAAUCGCAGAAGCUAAUGGACGAAAUAAAAACAUUGUUUGAUUCUAUUCCCACACAGAGUAAAGGGCCUACAGACAAUGGACUGCGGCAUGAGGAUCUAUCGCAGUUUCUCGAGGCAGGAGUGCCAAAGUUGUUAAUGCCAGAUAUGGCAGAGACCAAUCUGGAUGUGGACUUGGAUGAUGUUAUAUCUACAAUGAAGGAUUACGCUGAAGACUUAAAGAGAACCUGUUCAAUCAGCCAGCCCAAGACUGCAGUUCCCCCAAAGGAUAUGGGUGCUUUGGAGAUAGAUCAAUAUGCAACUACUUUGGAUCAGCUUGUGAAGAGACUUGCGAAUAUCAAAUUGAGCAAGAAUGAGGCUGAUAACCGCAACCCUGAGCUGGAAGACAAGCUUACGCAGCUCGGCCAGGAUGUAAACAUGUUUACACAGAUGAUCCAGUCAAAGACAAAGCUGACAGAAUGUGACAAAAACUGGCCAGAGAGCCAACCAGAUAGCUCAGCUCUCCAGUACAAGGACAUUAUCAGCAAACUUUUAUCAGGAAUCAAUGAAGUCACAUACUUAUUGCAGAAUAAGAACUAAUAGACUAUUUAUCUAAAAUAAAAAUUAAACUUCAUUAGCAUGAAGUAGUUAGAGGCCAUGUCUUAUAAUUUAUAUCAUAUCAAUAUCGUGGAAUAUUGGAAACAUAAGUUAUUUUGUGUGAUGCAAUUGCACUAUUCUUGUUUCAAUGUACACUUUUUGUGUAAGAUAAGCUUUCUAUAUAGAUGAUAGGAAAGCAUAUUAUUAUGUAAGUUUAUAAAAUAAAAUGUAUGGUUAAGAUAGAA
Pectinophora gossypiella (pink bollworm) is the source of this 1011-nucleotide messenger RNA. RefSeq lists its product as uncharacterized. The transcript has 2 exons. Bases 98 to 769 code for a protein of 223 amino acids. The record is from RefSeq and is a predicted model, not a curated record. NCBI's taxonomy places the organism in Eukaryota, Metazoa, Arthropoda, Insecta, Lepidoptera, Gelechiidae.